Messenger RNA from Microcebus murinus (gray mouse lemur), 8988 nucleotides. The record is from RefSeq and is a predicted model, not a curated record. Lineage: Eukaryota; Metazoa; Chordata; Mammalia; Primates; Cheirogaleidae.
GGGCGGCGUGUAAAGUUGCCAGCACGCACCCAGCGCCCCUGCUCCUCACCGUCAAUGGUUGACGCGCCUGGGCGCUCAUUUGCACACGGGGAGGGGAGAGAUCCCAUCUUGCUUUCUUAGAGAAAGGGUCGCCAGACAUUUGCUGCCCUCGUAGAAGAAGAAGAAGAAACGUGCCAAUGAGAAGAGUGCAAGGCAGUUGUUUCUUGCCAGCAGCUAAGUUGUAGAAUUGCUUUGGAGACCGCCCCGGGGAGCGCGAUAGAAUUGACAAGAGCGGAACAGACACCGUUGCAGAGCAAGGUACGCCUGAUUGCACAGGAGUCGGAUCCCCGGGACGCAGCCUCUGCUCCUGCCCUAACUAUUUGUGGCCCAAGAAAGGAAACGGGAUUAGAAACAGGAUUGCAAGCGGGAUUCCUGAAAGGAAAACACAUACACUCUCCUAAAGGAGGGGAGGAACAACCCAGCUGGCGUGUACAUUUUUUUUUUUUUUAAAGGAGAAUCCCUCAGUUCUCCCAACUGGAUGACGUUGAACCCUUGGACACCUUUAGUCUGAUCAAGGAGGUAUUUCUGUAUCAGAGGAUUUCCAAGCAGGAUGGAGAGAUACUCCGUGGAGUUAUGUGGAAAUGAGAGCGAUUCACAAAACCCCUCCUCCAGGAGAGAAUGACUUUCAUAGAUGCAGCUUCGCUUCUGGUUUUCACGACAGUGUGACAGAGCCAUGCCUGCCCUUCCUGCUAUUUUCAGUGAUUCCCAGAACAUCUGAACAGUAAUGCUUGCCUUGGAUUUUCAUAUUGUCAUCCCGAUACCUUGUUUACUUCUUUGGGGCAGAAAAGCUUGCACUCAUUACUCUCCAUGGUGGCUCAUUUUUUCAAGAGCUUGAUUUUCCCUUACAUAUAUAAGCUUUGCAAAGGAAUGUUUACAAAGAAAUUGGGAAACACAAACAAAAAAAAAGAGAACCGUCAGCAGAAAAAGGAUCAAGACUUCCCUCCUGCUGGCCAGACCAAACCCCCCAAAAUCUCUAACACCUUGAAAAGCACCGUCAAGAAGAUCGCCAAGUGUUCAUCAGCUCGCAACUUGUCCAUUGACGACGACCAGGAUAACAAAGAGUUUUCCCUGUCGCCCACGUUCAGUUACCGUGUAGCUAUUGCCAACGGCCUACAAAACAGCACUAGCGUAGCCAACCAUGAUAAUGAGGCUCUCCUUCAAGAGCUGUCUUCCAUUGAGAGUUCCUACUCAGGAUCAUUAAAUGAACUAAGGAGUAGUACAGAAAACCAGGUACAGCCAGCGCACACCAUGCCUGUUCGACGCAACAGGAAGAGCUCUAGCAGCCUGGCACCCUCCGAGGGCAGCUCCGACGGGGAGCGCACGCUCCACAGCUUAAAACUAGGAGCCUUAAGAAAACUGAGGAAAUGGAAGAAGAGUCAAGAGUGCGUCUCCUCAGAUUCAGAGCUGAGCACCGUGAAGAAACCCUGGGGCAUCAGAAGCAAGUCUUUGGACAGAACUGCCCGAAACCCAAAGACCAAUGCCCUGGAGCCAGGGUUUAGUUCCUCGGGCUGCAUUAGCCAGACACAUGACGUCAUGGAGAUGAUCUUUAAGGAACUUCAGGGAAUAAGUCAGAUCGAGACAGAACUUUCUGAGCUGCGAGGGCACGUCAAUGCUCUCAAGCACUCCAUCGACGAGAUCUCAAGCAGUGUGGAGGUUGUGCAAAGCGAAAUCGAACAGCUGCGCACAGGAUUCGUCCAGUCUCGGAGGGAAACCAGAGACAUCCACGAUUACAUUAAGCACUUGGGGCACAUGGGUAGCAAGGCGAGCCUGAGAUUUUUAAAUGUGCCCGAAGAAAGAUUUGAGUAUGUUGAAAGCGUGGUGUACCAAAUUCUAAUAGAUAAAAUGGGCUUUUCAGAUGUACCGAAUGCUAUUAAAAUUGAAUUUGCUCAGAGGAUAGGGCAUCAAAGGGACUGCCCCAAUGCAAAGCCUCGACCUAUACUUGUGUACUUCGAAACCCCUCAGCAAAGGGAUUCUGUCUUAAAAAAAUCAUAUAAACUCAAAGGAACAGGCAUUGGAAUCUCAACGGAUAUUCUGACCCAUGAAAUCAGAGAAAGAAAAGAGAAAGGGAUACCCUCCUCACAGACGUAUGAAAGCAUGGAUAUAAAAUUCUCUACCCCAGAGCCCAGAAUCAAGAAGAACAAUUGGCAGUCACCUGAGGACAGUGACGGAGAGCUGGAAUCUGACCUCAAUAGAAACAGUUAUUCUGUGCUUUCCAAGCCUGAGUUUCCAACAAAGGGAAGCACUUCCAAGCCAAGCUCAAAAUCACACAGUGCAAAAUCCAAGAAUAAAACGGCUAAUAGCAACAGAAUUUCAAAUAAGUCAAAUUAUGAUAAAACAUCCUCACAAUUGCCAGAAUCAGAUAUCGUGGAAAAGCAAACCACAACCCAUUAUGCUGAUGCGACACCUCUCUGGCAUUCACAGAGUGAUUUUUUCACUGCUAAACUUAGUCGCUCUGAGUCAGAUUUUUCCAAACUGUGUCAGUCUUACUCAGAGGAUUUUUCAGAAAACCAGUUUUUCAUUAGAACUAAUGGCAGCUCCCUCCUGUCAUCUUCAGACCGGGAACUGUGGCAGAGGAAACAGGAGGGCACACCCACCUUGUAUGACAGUCCUCAGGACCAGCAUUUAAGUGGGAGUGUUCAGGGUGUCCAAGGACACAGCGAAAUUGAAAACACAGAAACUGUGGAUAGUGGAAUGAGUAAUGGCAUGGUAUGUGCCUCUGGAGACCGAAGUCAUUAUAGCGAUUCUCAGCUCUCUUUGCAUGAGGAUCUUUCGCCAUGGAAAGAAUGGAAUCAGGUAGAGCAAGGAGCUGACUUAGGCUUGGAUUCUUCUACCCAAGAAGCUUUUGACUAUGACACCAACAGUCUUUCUGACCAACCCUUGGAUGUUUAUAAUAAAGACCUGGAAUACUUGGAAAAGUGCCACAGUGACCUUCAAGAUGACUCAGAGAGCUACGAUUUAACCCAAGAUGACAACUCAUCUCCAUGCCCUGGAUUGGAUAAUGAACCACAAGGCCAGUGGGGCGGCCAAUAUGAUUCUUAUCAGGAAUCUAAUUCUAAUGAGCUAUACCAAAAUCAAAGCCAAUUGUCCAUGAUGUAUCGAAGUCAGAGUGAAUUACAAAGCGAUGAUUCAGAGGACGCCCCACCCAAAUCGUGGCAUAGUCGAUUAAGCAUUGAUCUUUCUGAUAAAACUUUCAGCUUCCCAAAAUUCGGGUCUACACUGCAGAGGGCUAAAUCGGCCUUGGAAGUAGUAUGGAACAAAAGCACACAGAGUCUCAGUGGGUAUGAGGACAGUGGCUCCUCCUUAAUGGGGAGAUUUCGGACAUUAUCUCAAUCGACUGCAAAUGAAUCCAGUACCACACUUGACUCUGAUGUCUACACGGAGCCCUAUUACUACAAAGCAGAGGAUGAGGAGGAUUAUAGUGAACCAGCGGCUGAGAAUGAAACAGAUUAUGUUGAAGUGAUGGAACAGGUCCUUGCUAAGCUGGAAAACAGGACUAGUAUGACUGAAACAGAUGAACAAAUGCAGGAAUAUGAUCAGCCUUUAUAUGAAACACCUUACGAAACCCCACAAGAUGAGGGUUAUGAUGGGCAGGCAGAUGAUGUGGUUAGUGAAUGUGGAUUGGAACCCUUAAGUGAAACGUCAGCUGAAAUGGAAAUAAGAGAAGAUGAAAACCAAAACAUCCCUGAACAGCCAGUGGAAAUCACAAAGCCAAAGAGAAUCCGCCCCUCUUUCAAAGAAGCAGCUUUAAGGGCCUACAAAAAGCAAAUGGCAGAGUUGGAAGAGAAGAUCUUGGCUGGAGAUAGCAGUUCUGUGGAUGAAAAGGCUCGGAUAGUAAGUGGCAAUGGUUUGGAUGCUUCCAAAUUCGCUGCACUCCAGGUGUGUGGUGGGGCUGCAAGGGCACUUUAUGGCAUUGACAGUAUGCCUGAUCUCCGCAGAAAGAAAACUUUGCCUAUCGUACGAGAUGUGGCUAUGACUUUGGCUGCCCGGAAAUCUGGACUCUCCCUGGCUAUGGUGAUUAGGACAUCACUAAACAAUGAGGAACUGAAAAUGCACGUCUUCAAGAAGACCUUGCAGGCACUGAUCUACCCCAUGUCCUCCACCACACCACACAAUUUUGAGGUCUGGACAGCUACCACGCCCACCUACUGCUACGAGUGUGAAGGACUUCUGUGGGGCAUUGCUCGGCAAGGCAUGAAGUGUUUGGAGUGUGGAGUGAAGUGCCAUGAAAAGUGCCAGGACCUCCUAAAUGCCGACUGCUUGCAGAGAGCAGCAGAAAAGAGUUCUAAACAUGGUGCUGAAGACAAGACUCAGACCAUUAUUACAGCCAUGAAAGAAAGAAUGAAGAUCAGGGAGAAAAAUAGGCCAGAGGUAUUUGAAGUAAUUCAGGAAAUGUUUCAGAUUUCUAAAGAAGAUUUUGUGCAAUACACAAAAGCAGCCAAACAGAGUGUACUGGAUGGAACAUCUAAGUGGUCAGCAAAAAUAACCAUUACAGUGGUUUCUGCACAAGGCUUACAGGCAAAAGACAAAACAGGGUCUAGUGACCCAUAUGUUACAGUUCAAGUUGGAAAGAACAAAAGAAGGACUAAAACCAUUUUUGGAAACUUGAAUCCAGUAUGGGAUGAGAAGUUUUAUUUUGAGUGUCAUAACUCCACAGAUCGAAUCAAAGUCAGAGUGUGGGAUGAAGAUGAUGACAUUAAAUCCAGAGUCAAGCAACAUUUCAAAAAGGAGUCAGAUGAUUUUCUGGGACAAACAAUUGUAGAAGUGAGGACCUUGAGUGGAGAAAUGGAUGUCUGGUACAAUUUAGAGAAACGGACGGAUAAGUCAGCUGUAUCUGGGGCUAUUCGAUUGAAGAUCAAUGUGGAAAUAAAAGGAGAGGAGAAGGUCGCUCCAUAUCAUAUACAAUACACAUGUUUACAUGAGAAUCUAUUCCAUUAUUUAACUGAAGUGAAAUCUAACGGUGGAGUGAAAAUCCCAGAUGUCAAAGGAGAUGAAGCCUGGAAGGUUUUCUUUGAUGAUGCUUCCCAAGAAAUAGUUGAUGAAUUUGCCAUGCGUUAUGGGAUUGAAUCCAUUUAUCAAGCUAUGACGCACUUUUCAUGUCUGUCUUCUAAAUACAUGUGCCCUGGUGUUCCUGCUGUCAUGAGCACCUUGCUGGCUAAUAUAAACGCUUUCUAUGCGCACACAACAGUUUCUACAAACGUUCAGGUGUCCGCCUCAGAUCGAUUUGCCGCUACGAACUUUGGUAGGGAAAAAUUCAUAAAACUACUGGACCAGUUGCAUAACUCUUUAAGGAUUGACCUGUCAAAGUAUAGGGACAACUUUCCUGCAAGCAAUACUGAAAGGCUGCAAGACUUGAAAUCAACAGUCGACCUGCUAACAAGUAUCACCUUUUUUAGGAUGAAGGUUCUGGAACUGCAAAGUCCCCCGAAGGCCAGCACGGUAGUGAAGGACUGUGUCAGGGCUUGCCUGGAUUCUACAUACAAGUAUAUUUUUGACAAUUGCCAUGAACUCUAUUCCCAGCUAAUAGACCCGAGUAAGAGACAGGACAUUCCUCGGGAAGAUCAGGGACCAACUACCAAGAAUUUGGACUUUUGGCCUCAACUUAUUACACUGAUGGUCACUAUUAUUGAUGAGGACAAAACUUCGUACACACCUGUCCUGAAUCAGUUUCCUCAAGAACUGAACAUGGGAAAAAUAAGUGCUGAAAUCAUGUGGACUCUUUUUGCUCUGGAUAUGAAAUAUGCAUUAGAAGAACAUGAAAAGCAGCGGUUAUGCAAAAGUACCGAUUAUAUGAAUUUGCAUUUCAAAGUGAAAUGGUUUUAUAAUGAGUAUGUGCGAGAACUUCCUGCCUUCAAGGAUGCUGUUCCUGAAUACUCCUUGUGGUUUGAACCUUUUGUCAUGCAGUGGCUAGAUGAAAAUGAAGAUGUAUCAAUGGAGUUCCUUCAUGGAGCACUGGGAAGAGACAAAAAAGAUGGAUUCCAGCAGACAUCUGAUCAUGCCCUCUUCUCUUGCUCCGUGGUUGAUGUCUUUGCUCAGCUUAAUCAAAGCUUUGAGAUUAUUAAGAAACUGGAAUGCCCUAAUCCUGAAACAUUAUCUCACUUAAUGAGGAGAUUUGCAAAGACCAUCAAUAAAGUGCUGCUCCAGUAUGCUGCAAUUGUAUCAAGUGAUUUCAGUUCAUAUUGUGAUAAGGAAAAUGUGCCCUGUAUUUUGAUGAACAAUAUUCAACAAUUGCGGGUCCAGCUGGAAAAAAUGUUUGAAUCCAUGGGAGGAAAAGAGCUAGAUCCCGAAGCUAGCACUAUUCUAAAAGAACUUCAAGUUAAACUCAACGGGGUUCUGGAUGAGCUCAGCGUCAUCUAUGGUGAAAGUUUCCAGCUUAUAAUUGAAGAGUGUAUAAAACAGAUGAGUUUUGAACUGAAUCAAAUGAGAGCAAAUGGGAAUACCACAUCUAAUAAGAACAGUGCAGCCAUGGAUGCAGAAAUCGUGUUAAGACCACUCAUGGAUUUUUUGGACAAGACAUUAAGUCUUUCAGCAAAAAUCUGUGAGAAAACAGUUCUGAAGCGAGUUUUGAAAGAACUGUGGAAGCUAGUCCUUAACAAGAUAGAAAAACAAAUUGUUCUUCCUCCUCUGACAGAUCAAACAGGACCCCAGAUGAUUUUCAUUGCAGCUAAAGAUAUUGGACAAUUAUCCAAACUGAAGGAGCACAUGAUUCGAGAGGAUGCCAAGGGUCUGACACCAAGACAGUGUGCUGUAAUGGAGGUGGUCCUGGCUACCAUCAAGCAAUACUUUCAUGCAGGAGGAAAUGGCCUGAAAAAGAAUUUCUUGGAGAAAAGCCCAGAUCUUCAGUCUCUGAGAUAUGCUCUGGGUCUUUAUACCCAAACUACUGAUGCCUUGAUAAAGAAAUUCAUAGAUACUCAAACCUCACAGAGUCGCUCCUCCAAAGACGCAGUGGGUCAGAUAUCUGUUCAUGUGGACAUCACUGCCACCCCAGGAACAGGCGAGCAUAAAGUCACUGUAAAAGUGAUUGCUAUUAAUGACCUAAGCUGGCAGACCACAGCAAUGUUUCGCCCCUUUGUGGAAGUUUGUAUACUGGGACCCAACCUUGGAGACAAGAAGAGAAAACAAGGCACAAAAACAAAAAGCAACACGUGGUCACCAAAGUACAAUGAAACAUUUCAGUUCGUUCUGAGUAAUGAAAACCGUCCAGGGGCCUAUGAAAUUCAUCUCUCAGUCAAGGAUUACUGCUUUGCCCGAGAAGAUCGAAUUAUCGGAAUGACAGUCAUUCAGCUACAGAACAUAGCAGAGAAAGGAAGCUAUGGGGCAUGGUAUCCUCUUCUGAAAAAUAUCUCCAUGGAUGAGACUGGUUUGACUAUUCUUAGGAUCCUCUCCCAGAGGACUGGUGAUGAUGUGGCUAAAGAAUUUGUAAGACUUAAAUCUGAAACAAGAUCUCCUGAAGAGAGUGCUUAAAAUGAACACUGCAAGAAAGAGUCUUCAGAAUUCAAAAACUCUAAUUAUCUGAUUACUGCAUGCAUGUGCAAAUACAUGGGAAUGUUUAUUUACCUACGUUUCAAUGUUUCCCAGUACUCAAGUACAAUGUAUGCAAGGUAUGUGAAAACUCUGCUGAACUUUUAUACCUAUUCUGGUCUUUGGGAAAUAAAUGUUCCAUGAAGUGCCAAAAUUAUGAUGUAAAGUGAAAUAUCAAGAAUAUCUUUUAAAAUGUUCAUUUCAUUACCAAUUUCUCAUUCAUUAAACAUACUAAAAAACAGUUAGUGUUUUGAGUUGGCCCAUCGGUUGUCCUUGUUAAACGAGUUUAUAUUGCCCAUAGAUCAGAAAGCAUUUAUUACUCAAAUUCUGUUUUAUUUAGACUGACGUCAUUGUAGCUGUCUUACAAAUACCCUUUUCUAACAGAACUAGAAUUGCAGUCACUUCUAGAAAGCAUUUGUAAUUUUAUAGUUGCAGAUAUAUUGUGAUGAUUUUUGCAUACAAAUUAAAAUAGAAAAGGUGGGAAAUAUUUUAUGCUGACCAGUUUCCAACCUUUCUGAAAUAUCACUGUGAAGAAAUGCUACUAAAGCAAACUUAUACAUAGAAAUGCUAAAUAGAGUUUGUUAACAAUGUUUGAUAUAUUGACAAAACUUUGUUCUUUAAAACUGCCAAGGUCACAUUACAUUUGUAAUAAAGGUAAGUUGAUGCAUUUUGUCAUAUAGCAUUAUGUCUGUUUUAUCAUACUUCAUUCUUUAAAAAGUCAUAGCAUUAAUGGUUUAGAAAUGGGAUGGAAGGUUUAUUAAAAUUCCUAUGCUACUUUAGUAUUUUCCCUCUGACAGUUAUCUCCUUAUUUACUGAACUCUAUAAACAGUUCAAUGUUUUCUUCUCAAAAAUAUUCAAUGAUUUGUACGGAAUGCAGCAUCACUAUAUAUUGCAUUGGAGCCAACAGUCAUGUUUUCAUCUAUUUAGUGAAGAUAAGUAAGAGAAAGUCUAAAGAAAUUGCUUACAAUUUUGUAAUUUGUAUUUAUAAGCCCAAAAUGCAUCAGAUGCAAUAGGAGAACAGCAGCUCGGUAAGUAAAAAUACAACUAGGUUGGGUUUUGGAAUAUUUGCAUUUUCUGUCUUUUCAUGGUUUGACUUUUUUUAGAGUCUGUACCUAAAUACUUGGCUGUAGAAUAGUAUUAAUACUUUGUAAUUAUAACUGCUAGCAGACUACCUACACGUAGAAACAAGACCCUGUUACAAUGAUUGUGUUUUGUGAACAAGGCUGACUAGAUAUGUUAAGAACAGAACUGAUUAAUAUCUUGACUGUCAGAACCAUUCUGCUUCUGGGUGUAAAAACACAGACCAGUGAGAUUGGCUAUUUCAUGUUAAAUUGUUAGGCAAUUGCUUUGUUAAUGACUUCUCCAAAUACAUAGUAUGAUGUGAUCCUCUGGCAUAUGCAUUAAUAAAUGGAUAUAUAUAAAGCACAUGCA